GAUGCAUAUUACAGUACAUGUAAACCUCGUGUCGAGUAAUGGAAAAAAUAUAUCAUGUUUUAUGGCACAAGAAAGCUGGGCCCUCAAUUUAAUAAAGAGGAAAACAUUUGCGAAGCCCCGGACAACCUGGCUAAGCAGACUGAAUAAGUAAUAGUUGCUGGUUUUAUCCCAGAAUUACUCCCCCCCAACCCCCUUGUAAGGCAGCUAAAUUCCUAGCCAGUGAUGCCAGAAAAAUUCCGGAGCAUGUAGCAGUAGAGAUGUAUUCCCACGUUGGCCGCCAAAUGUUUGGCCAGUCCGCAGAUGCGGACCCCGCGUAUUAUUGGCGAAUGCCCGCGGACCCCGGGGCAGAUGCCAAGUCUAUUGUCCAGUUGCAGAAACGGGCCUUUUUGCAUUCUGCCCCUUUUGCGCCGUAUUUCGAAGACCCGUCCCAGCAGAUGGCUGCCCAGCACAUGAUGGCGGAUCCUUUGCAGCCGUAUGCCAUGGGUUUUGACAAAGAAACCUACUACAGGGUGGUGGUAAUGCCGUCGACCUUCAUGAUGAUCGUUAUUGCACUGCUCUGCUGCACCAUGUUCACGCGGUUCAAGCAGGGGAAACCCAUCACUCCGUGGAGCAGUUGUCCAGAGUACACUGACGCAGGAGGAGAGAGUGAGAGACUUUGA
Messenger RNA from Notodromas monacha, 659 nucleotides. NCBI's taxonomy places the organism in Eukaryota, Metazoa, Arthropoda, Ostracoda, Podocopida, Cyprididae. The record is from the annotation of a GenBank genome assembly.